GAAGCAGUGAGAGGAGAGGGUUAGAGAAGUGACAGAUAUCUUCCAGCUGCUUCAGCAGGACAAACGUGACACUUGUUCGACCAUCUCAUCUCCGGUUGCCAUGGCCUCAGCCCUCAUAUCUGCCAUGAGUCUGAUUCUCUGUGCGUUGGCAUUCAUUCUCUGCAGCAGUCCAGCAGAGGCUCAAGCAGACUUAGCAUUGGACUGUUGCCUGACGGUUAGCCAUAAAAUCAUCCCUAAACAAGUCCUCCUCACUUACCGGAAGCAGCUGAGAGUUGACGGCUGCCCCCGAGAUGCUGUUGUAUUCACGACCAGGAAAGGACUGAAACUUUGUGCCCCAUCUGCAGAAAAGGAGCAGUGGGUUAAAGAGACAAUGAAGUUUCUGGACACUAGGUUUAAGAAGUGCAAAGAAAACAAAUUUAAUGAUAAACGCUGUCAUGGCCUGAAGAAUUGAGUGAACACACACAUAAAUAUAUGCAUUAAAUGGCAGCUGAAGUAGCUCACUUCUAACAGUUUCUGUAAUACAUUUAGGUUCUUCCUCUUUCAGCAUUUUCAUUGUUGUUUGAUCUUCCCAUAUUUGCUGUUGUGUGAACAUAUUAUUCCUUUUUUUGUGUCUGUGUGUGUGUGUGUGUAUAUUCUAUUCUGAUAUAAUCAUUGUGGUGGUUGUGUUUCUUUAUGUGAAUAAAUCUGUUGAAAAAAACACA
Carassius carassius (crucian carp) is the source of this 701-nucleotide messenger RNA. Its product is annotated as monocyte chemotactic protein 1B-like. Gene Ontology annotation, molecular function: chemokine activity; CCR chemokine receptor binding. Gene Ontology annotation, biological process: positive regulation of ERK1 and ERK2 cascade; cellular response to tumor necrosis factor; lymphocyte chemotaxis. The record is from RefSeq and is a predicted model, not a curated record. Gene Ontology annotation, cellular component: extracellular region. NCBI's taxonomy places the organism in Eukaryota, Metazoa, Chordata, Actinopteri, Cypriniformes, Cyprinidae. Bases 101 to 451 code for a protein of 116 amino acids. The transcript has 4 exons.